Messenger RNA from Tripterygium wilfordii, 2354 nucleotides. RefSeq names its product protein ESMERALDA 1. The coding region runs from base 196 to 1890 and encodes 564 amino acids. The record is from RefSeq and is a predicted model, not a curated record. NCBI's taxonomy places the organism in Eukaryota, Viridiplantae, Streptophyta, Magnoliopsida, Celastrales, Celastraceae. The transcript has 10 exons.
GCAUUAUUACAAAUUUACAAUGCGAAAUCCAAAACAAAUACAAACACACCUCCUGUUUUCUCUCUAAUCUCGCCUUUUAAAAUUUUUCUCUCUCAUUAACAAAGCAUCGCUCAGCGAACAAGCUCAUCCAUGAAGAAGCCGUGGUUGGAGACGCAGAGACAGUAGAAAGAACCAAGCUAAGAGCACCUUUCUCAAAUGCACGCAUAUAACCGCAUCUCAAGCAGCGGCCACAGCACACCUUCCCCUCCUUCCAGUCCGCUCCGGUCGCCGCGACUCCGACGGGCGAAGACUGGAAAGUUCGCCCCGGGCCAUCCGCCCGGAGGCAGCGCCGCAACCCUUGCCCACCGUCUUGCUUGGCUUCUUCUCUCCGUUCUUCUCCGGCGCCAAGGCAUCUUCCUCUUCGCCCCUCUUUUAUAUAUCUCCGGUAUGCUUCUCUACAUGGGCACAGUAUCGUUCGAUAUUGUUCCGACUAUUAGUCAUCGUCCGGCUCCUGGCUCGGUGUAUCGAAGCCCCCAAGUUUAUGAGAAGCUCCGCCCUGAGAUGGAUGCAGACAAUUCCACUGCUGAUGCGAUAUUGACAGUAUGGAAAAAUGCUUAUAGAGCUGGUGAGUGGAGACCAUGUGUGAACAGGUCAUCAGGAGUCAUACCCGAAUCAAAUGGUUACCUAUUUAUUGAGGCGAAUGGUGGGCUGAAUCAGCAGAGGACGUCGAUAUGCAAUGCAGUUGCUGUGGCAGGCUAUCUUAAUGCAACUCUUGUAAUCCCUAAUUUUCACUUUCAUAGCAUAUGGAGAGAUCCUAGCAAGUUCAGUGACAUCUAUGAUGAAGAUUAUUUUAUCACCACUUUGGAAAAUGAUGUACGGGUGGUUAACAAGGUUCCUGGAUACCUAAUGGAACGUUUUGAUCACAACUUGACCAAUGUUUUCAACUUCAGAGUCAAAGCUUGGUCAACCAUUCAGUUUUACAGGGAUGCUGUCCUCCCGAAGCUGCUAGAAGAGAAGGUCAUAAGAAUUUCUCCUUUUGCAAACCGGUUGUCUUUUGAUGCUCCUCCAGCAGUACAGCGACUUAGAUGCUUGGCCAACUAUGAAGCGCUGAGGUUUUCAACUCCAAUAUCAUCUCUAGGAGAAUCUUUAGUUUCCAGAAUGAAAGAACGAAGUGCAAAAAAUGGUGGCAAAUACAUUUCUGUUCAUCUUCGCUUUGAGGAGGAUAUGGUUGCUUUCUCUUGCUGUGUAUUUGAUGGUGGAGAACAAGAGAAAGAAGACAUGAAAGCAGCGAGGGAAAGAGGUUGGAAAGGAAAAUUUACAAAACCGGGCCGGGUGAUACGCCCUGGAUCUAUCAGGACUAAUGGGAAAUGCCCCCUUACUCCUUUAGAGGUUGGUUUAAUGCUUAGGGGGAUGGGCUUUGGUAAGAAGACAUAUAUCUAUUUGGCCUCGGGAAAGAUAUACAAUGCUGAAAAAAAUAUGGCCCCACUAUUGGAGAUGUUUCCUCAUUUGGAAACAAAGGAAACUUUGGCAUCUGACGAUGAACUUGCUCCAUUCAAGAACUUCUCCUCAAGGAUGGCUGCUAUAGACUAUACCGUUUGUCUUCACAGUGAGGUGUUUGUGACUACUCAAGGUGGAAACUUCCCCCAUUUUCUAUUGGGCCAUAGGAGACACUUGUUUGGUGGACACUCAAAGACCAUCAGGCCAGACAAGCGAAAGUUAGCCUUGCUCUUUGACAAUCCAAACAUCGGAUGGAAGAACUUCAAGCGGCAUAUGCUGAGCAUACGGUCUCAUAGUGAUAGCAAGGGAUUUGAGGUGAAAAGACCAAAUGACUCAAUAUACUCUUUUCCUUGUCCAGACUGCAUGUGUCGUAUUAAUGGAACAGAAGCUUCAAAAUCAUCUUCAGCUAAGUGAUUUGAUAAGAAGAUUUUGAGGCGAUUUUGCAUGUGAUUUUGUGAGCUCAUCAUGCUGCUGACCCCAUUUUCAUGCGUUGUAAUUCUUUCAUUUUUUCCCCUUUCCAUAUGUUGAGGGGGUGUAUAAUUCAAUUUUGGGAUCCUGAUUUUGUUGGAGGGGACAUCGAGCUGAUUACUUCCCGUAUGAUUGGAUUGCUGGGGAUACACUUCUUUUUGUAUAUGAUGCCAGAGAACACGGAAACAACAUUCUUUCGGUCGCAAGAAUUACUGGACACUGACUGACUGAGCGGGCUGCUGUAUCGAACAGGCCAUCAGAUGACACACCAAUACACCAUAUUCUUGUGCAGGGUUUUGCCCUAUUUGUAAAUUCCUAUGGACUUCAAUCCAAGUGUUAAACUAUAAACAGCAUGAUUUUUACACAAUAGAAAUCAGAGUAAAUUAUUCUUUCUGGAUAAUUUUCCAGUC